Messenger RNA from Huiozyma naganishii CBS 8797, 4614 nucleotides. RefSeq names its product ATP-binding cassette bilirubin transporter BPT1 (gene BPT1). Gene Ontology annotation, biological process: transmembrane transport. Bases 1 to 4614 code for a protein of 1537 amino acids. Gene Ontology annotation, molecular function: bilirubin transmembrane transporter activity; ABC-type transporter activity; ATP binding. The record is from RefSeq and is a predicted model, not a curated record. The transcript has a single exon. Gene Ontology annotation, cellular component: membrane. Lineage: Eukaryota; Fungi; Ascomycota; Saccharomycetes; Saccharomycetales; Saccharomycetaceae.
AUGAAUACAGUUGCAUACUUCGGUAAUACGACGGGUUGCCCUUAUGGGUUCAAACCCUAUAUAGAUAAUACCGUCAACGCCUUAAAUCCAUGCUUUCUGUCGAUGGUGUCGAUGGGCCAAGCCCUGUUUUUCUUAGCGGUUGGUGCCGUUCAACUUAUCCAGUUGUGGCGAAGUGAUAAGGCACCUCGAAAUUUGGCAGCUAAAAUACUAGUGCCAACGGUGGUCCCCAAGAAACACCUGCUUCACUUGUCGUCGAUUAGUUUACAGUUUGUUCUUUUAAUGUGCCAACUGAUCCUUGUAAGCAGUGUACAAUCCACGCCGUCUGUUUUGAAGUAUAAUAUCAUAUCGAACUUGACGUUUGUACUGAUAAUUUCGCUCCCUACACAGUACUUGCAAUAUUUUAAAAGCAUAUGUUCCAUUGGGAACCAGUUAUUUUAUUAUUUAUUCCAAAUAAUAUUGCUAGGUUUCGAAGUACUGCAGAAAUACUCCCACUAUCCAGAUGAAGCAUAUAAUCUAACCCAUGGUACACUAUCAUCUGUACUGGAAGCUGCAUUACUCCUAAAUGCAUUCAAUAUUUUCUUAUACGAUGUCUACUUGUUCGAACCGGCGGAGCAAAUAAAGGCGUAUUAUAAGGAGAAGAGUUGGUUCCCAACAGUACACGUCUUUGCCAACCUCACUUUCACUUGGAUGAAUGAAUUGAUUAUGGAGACAUACCACAACAACAAACUGAGAGACCCAAAUAACCUUCCACUACCCCCCGUCGACCUGGAUAUUGCCAGUAUUUGUAAAGAGGUGGAGAAAAACUGGGAGGUACAAAAAUGGGAAAACAAGUUUUCUCUAUUCACCGCCUUGUGGCGGACCUUUGCGUUGAGUAUUGUUUUUGCGUUUACCUUUGAAACUUUAAAGGACCUUUUGACUAUUCUAGAGCCCCAAUUUUUGAGGUUAUUCAUAAUACGCUUUAACCCAAACGUGGUUUCAACUUAUCCAAUACUUCACGGUGUAUUUAUUGCACUUGCUCUCUUUUUGACUAAUGUGAUUUCGACACUUUUAGGCAAUCAGUUUUACAUCACAAUUUUUCAAGUCGGUUUGGGAAUUAGAGGUUCUCUUUCUACAAUGAUUUACAGAAAGAGCCUGAAGCUAUCGCAUUCAGCAAAGGAGGAGUUUUCAACGGGGGAUAUUUUGAAUUAUAUCUCGGUUGAUGUACUCAAAAUUCAAAGAUUUUUCGAAAAUUCACAGUCCAUCAUUGGUGCACCUAUCCAGAUGGUAAUUGUACUAAUUUCUUUAUAUCUAUUACUAGGCAAGGCAACGGUAGGUGGUCUCAUCCCAAUGUUUAUCAUGAUGCCAAUUAAUGCAAUGCUUUCAAGAAAGGUUAAGGGCCUAUUUAAAACUAAAAUGCAAUACAAUGACGCAAGAAUCAAAACUACAAGUGAAAUGCUAAACUCAAUGAAAUCCAUAAAGUUAUAUGCAUGGGAGAAGCCUAUGUUGAAAAGAUUGAGUUAUAUUCGUAAUGAUCUAGAGCUGGCAAACUUAAAAAAAAUUGGAAUUGCGACAAAUCUAAUUUACUUUGCCUGGAACUGCGUGCCCUUGGUAGUUACCUGUUCUACCUUUGCUAUCUACUCUCUCAUAACCGAUAAUCCACUAACUCCGGAGCUAGUAUUUCCUUCUUUGUCCCUGUUCAAUAUACUGAACGACGCCAUAUACACAAUCCCAGCUACAAUAAGCCAAAUUAUUGAGACCAAUGUCUCAAUAGGAAGAGUGAAAAAAUUCCUUUUGGGUGAAGAGCUGGACAGAUCAUUCAUUGAGGAAAUAGCUGAUAAGCACGAUGAGUCUCCAUUUGCAGUCGAAAUACUCAACGCUACAUUUCUUUGGAAAUCUAAAGCGAGCCUCCAAGCAGGCGAUGGCACCGACGAAGAGACAUCUAUUGGGUCAACGGUGGUCGCAUUGAAAGAUAUAGAUUUCUUUCGGGCAAAAAAGAAUGUUUUAACCUGUGUGGUAGGUAGAGUAGGUUCUGGUAAGACGACAUUACUGAAGUCAAUAUUAGGGCAGUUGCCUUGUACAAGCGGUUCACAGAAAGCAAUUCCACCUAAACUGAUAAUUAGAGGUGAAUCUGUUGCAUACUGUCCUCAAGAAGCCUGGAUUAUGAAUGAUUCAAUCAAGGAAAAUAUACUUUUCGGGCAUAGAUACGAUGAAACUUUUUACAAUCUGACAGUCAAGGCUUGCGAACUGCGACCCGAUUUUAAGAUUCUGCCAGAUGGCGAUAACACGUUGGUAGGGGAAAAAGGUAUCACUCUGUCUGGGGGACAAAAGGCAAGAUUAUCUCUUGCCAGAGCGGUAUAUUCGCGUUCUGAUAUUUAUUUGCUGGAUGAUGUAUUGUCUGCUGUUGACGCGGGUGUCCGUAAAAGCAUUAUCCACCGGGUUUUGGAUUCGGAUACUGGUUUGCUGAAAAAUAAAGCAAUUAUUCUAACGACCAAUGACAUUUCUGUAUUGGAACACUCUGAUAGGAUAUAUGUCCUGCAGGAUGGGCGCAUUAUUGAAGAAAGCACAUACGCAGAAGCGAUUGAAGAUAAUGAUGUGAAACCUUUUCUGUAUAAGCUGCUGAAGGAAUUUAGAGCGAAAUUUGGCAGUUUGGAAUUGCAAUCGUCGACCUCUUCAGAGAUUAAAUCUUCUGCAUCUUUUAUAAAAGGGGCAGAAUUCCAAGACAUAGAAGAUGCUAUUGAUCCUGUUGUGGUAGAGGUUGACUCAAGAAGAGCAUCACUGGUAACACUGAGGCCCCACCCCUUUGUGCAGAAGGACAAAGGGGAUAGCGCGAACAAUUCAAAUGCCGAAGCAACUGCGGUGGGUAAAGUAAAAUGGUCUGUUUACAUCACCUAUGCGAAGGCCUGUGGAAUAACGGGCGUUGUUUUGUUCUUCUUAUUCUUGAUUUUGUCAAGGCUAUUCGACCUAGCAGAAACUUUUUGGUUAAAAUAUUGGUCCGAAUACAACCAGAAAUAUAACAAAAACAUUGAUGUUUGGAAGUUUGUCGGUAUCUACGCAUUAAUUGGUAUUGCUUCUGCAGCGUUUAACAAUUUACGAACGAUCAUUCUUUUGGUAUACUGUACUAUUAGAGGAGCUAAGAAACUUCACGACAAUAUGGCCCACGCUAUAGUCUACAGUUCAAUGCAAUUUUUUGAAACUACACCAAUUGGUCGCAUCCUUAACAGAUUUUCUGCUGAUAUCGACACUGUCGAUUCGACAUUGCAAAUGGUGUUUAUGGUUUUUUUCAAAUCAAUCUUCAGUUAUCUGAUCACUGUCAUAUUGAUUACUAUUUCGAUGCCUCUGUUCUUAGUUUUCUGUUUGUUUUUGAUGGUUAUCUACAUUUACUACCAAAAAUUAUUCAUUGUGCAGUCCAGAGAGUUGAAAAGAAUGACGAGUAUCUCUUACUCCCCAAUCAUGUCUCUCGUAGGUGAGAGUUUGGGCGGGCUGGCCGUUAUCAGAGCCUACAAGCACUUUUCUAUGUUCAAAUAUCUGAACAACGAAAGAGUGCAGUUCAACAUAAAUUGUGUUUUCGACUACAGAUCGACGAAUAGGUGGUUGUCGAUACGUUUACAGACUAUUGGUGCACUCAUGGUGCUAAUUACAGGGAUGUUAUCUCUGUCUACCAUAUCCUCGAGCAAGCCGUUAACAGCAGGUAUGGUUGGUUUAUUGAUGAGCUACGUUCUUCAGGUCACCACUUCUUUAAUGUGGAUUGUGAGAUCAUCUGUGAUGAUUGAGACGGGUAUUGUUUCUGUUGAGAGAAUAAUGGAGUAUUGUGAGUUACCAAGUGAGGCUGAGCAAAUUGUUGACGACUACAGACCUGCAAGCAAUUGGCCCUCCAAGGGUGCCAUUCAGUUCAAAAACUAUUCGACACGGUACAGGGCAAAUCUCGAUCCUGUUUUGAAAAAUAUCAGCAUAAACAUCAACCCAGGUGAGAAAGUUGGUAUAGUGGGAAGAACAGGUGCAGGAAAAUCCACCCUCACGUUAGCUUUGUUUCGUCUGCUGGAGCCAAUUGAGGGUACUAUAAUUAUUGAUGGUAUGGAUAUAUCGAAAAUUGGGAUAUCUGAUCUUAGAAGUCAUCUGGCUAUUAUUCCUCAGGAUGCACAAGCCUUUGAAGGAACUGUUCGUUCAAACCUGGAUCCGUUCAAUAUGUUUUCUGAUAAAGAAUUGGACACCGCUAUCACCUUGUCCCAUUUGAAGCCGCAUUUGAAGAAAUUAAUGGAAGAGAGUGGAAGUGAGUUGCCGUUAAACGACUACUUAGAACUGGGAAUUAAGGAGAGUGGAUCCAGUCUAUCCGUCGGACAAAGGCAGUUACUGUGCCUGGCUCGCGCCCUUUUGAAUAGGUCAAAAAUAUUGGUGUUAGAUGAGGCUACUGCUUCCGUGGACGUCGAAACGGACAAAAUUAUCCAGGCAACAAUCAGGGAAUCGUUCAGUGAUAGAACAAUAAUUACUAUUGCGCAUAGAAUUGAUACCGUGCUCGACAGUGACAGAAUUUUGGUUUUGGAACAAGGUGAGGUUAAAGAAUUUAAUUCUCCCGCUUCCCUUCUAGCAGAUAAAUCAACCUUGUUUUACCAACUUUGUGAAAAAGCUGGCCUCACAUAA